Messenger RNA from Mycena indigotica, 3646 nucleotides. RefSeq lists its product as uncharacterized. The transcript is spliced from 14 exons. Gene Ontology annotation, biological process: mismatch repair. The record is from RefSeq and is a predicted model, not a curated record. Bases 1 to 3603 code for a protein of 1200 amino acids. Gene Ontology annotation, molecular function: ATP hydrolysis activity; mismatched DNA binding; ATP-dependent DNA damage sensor activity. NCBI's taxonomy places the organism in Eukaryota, Fungi, Basidiomycota, Agaricomycetes, Agaricales, Mycenaceae. Gene Ontology annotation, cellular component: MutLalpha complex.
AUGAGCGAUCGAGCUGCUCUCCGAAACAGGAUUCUCCCAGCGCUUCACCAGCCUGGCCAACUCUGCGGUGGCCGCCCCUGUCACCAGGUUUUCAGGGACCAUAUUGCACCAUGCAAAUAUAAUACCACUGCGGCACUGGAGAAAUAUCUCAACAAGGCCCUGGAGUUAUAUCAACGCCCCAAGCUCAAGCGUCUUCCUGAACUCUCAAUAUCGAAUGAGAAGCUAGUUCUCACUCAGUCCGAUAUGUACGCGUGCAAUUUUGGCGUUGACACGGCCGGAAAUCCCGUCGUAUUGGACUUCCAACAAAUCUGCUGGUUGCCUGAAUCGCUCGAGCUUUAUACUCUAUUACGGACUACGGGUUUCGCCUGGCUCGUCGCGGAGCAGUUGUAUACGGCCGACGAAUGUAGAGCUUUAGCCUCUCGCAGCGAUUUAUAUGAAGAGUUGGAGUCGAGAAUCCGCAAAACUAGGAAAAUGCACGUGCCCAUCAGAAACUCGUUUGUCUACCACCGACAAGUUCCAUCCAUCUCGAGUGGCACGAAUGCCAUGAGUCCCGGUAAAGCGAGCGGCAUCCGUGCCAUUGACAAGAGCUCCAUCCACCAUAUCACCUCCGGCCAAGUUGUCAUUGACCUACAAACCGCCGUCAAGGACUCAUACUUCCACAUUCUCACUGACUUCCCUAUAGACAUUCGCUUCAAGAAUCAUGGCCUAAAUUCGAUUGAGGUGGUGGACAAUGGGGGUGGGAUCGAGGAGGGCGACUGGGAUGCUAUAGGCCUGAAGCACCAUACUUCGAAACUGGCUACUCUCGCGGACCUCGACACAGUACAAACAUUCGGUUUUCGUGGAGAAGCCCUUUCCUCCCUUUGCGCGUUGUGCGAGUCAGUCACCGUGUCCACGACCACGAAGCCGCCUAUGGGGACCACCAUCGAUCUUGACUCCACCGGGAAAGUCAAGGGCAAGAGCAAAACCGCCAGACAACGUGGAACAACAGUAACACUACACAAACUGUUCUCCCCGCUUCCCGUUAGACGGAAAGAGCUGGAGAGACACGCGAAACGAGAGUUUGGGAAGGCGGUGGCGCUUCUGCAUGCAUAUGCUCUGGGCCCCUGUGCACGAAAGGGCGUCAAGAUGGCGGUAAGCAACCAGCCAGACAAAGGCCAGAAAUCUACACAAUUCCGGACGAGUGGGACCCAAAGCAUUCGCGAUGUUGUAACAGCAGUAUGGGGGACGCGAGCGUUGGACAACAUUGUCGAUCUCGACAUCACAUUCGCGAUCGAGCGCGACAAGCAUGCAGUCAAGCGUCUCUCCACCAAGACCUCAACCGCAUGCCAAACCCCAAUCCAGGCGUCAUUACGUGGACUUGUUUCCGCUUUUGCGCCUGGCUCUGGACGUCCAGGGCCCGACCGACAAGUCUUCUACGUCAACGGCCGACCGUGCUUACUCCCCAAAGUUCAAAAGACCAUAACAGAGGUUUAUCGGACCUUUAAUGCCCCUGGCACGCAAGCUCCCGUGGUCAUUGCAGAUUUGGUGCUACCAACAGACGCUUACGAUGUCAAUGUGUCCCCCGACAAGCGAACGAUAUACGUUCACCAUGAAAUCGGGCUCGUUGAAGGGCUCAAGGCGGCUCUGGAGGCAGCUUUCGCCCCGGGUCGAUCUACAUUUGGCGUUUCGUCAACCCAAAGUAAUACUCCGGAAGCCCGGGCACCAGAUAGAACCAGAACUCGGCCGAAAAGUGAGGGACACAGCCGCAACGAGCCUAUUUUGUUGGAUAAUGAAGAAGAUAGCGAUGAGGAGGGGGAUGAAGAUGAAGAAGAUGAAGAGGAGCAUCCAGAUUUACUGCAUCAUCUAGAGGGUGGCGCUAAGGCUCCGCGGGGAAAAGACAGCCAGGCCACGACCAACGAUAGUCCCUUCCUCAAGCCCAUCUCGACUGCAGCUACUUCGGCGCGUAAUACUAAAACGACAACAAAGGCCUCGACAUCUUCGAAGGCAACUGGCAAAUCCCUGCAAACGAAACUGCCAUUUGCAUCCGCCACCGUCAAAACGAAUGCUUCGAGUUCGACAUCGCGAGUUGUGGUUCCGACUCCAGCGACAGACAACCAACGAGCGCUACAAACUCCUUCUGCAACAGGCUCCUCACGAGUGAGCUCACCGGAUUCUGAACCCGAGGGCAAUGAUGAGUCAAUCGUGACGUUGGAGAUGGACACCUCCCAAACAACUUGGGGCCGGGCAUUGGGUCUAGAGAGUAGGACGAAGCGGAAAGAAAGCUCCCCGUUGGGGUCGGAAGAAAAGGAUGAAGGUGACUCCGAGAGACCUUUGAAGCGACAAAAGUCGGAAUUUUCGGAAUCUUACGAUGAUCUGGACCCCGAAGAACAAGAAGAGAUGGAGCUUGACCCUGAGGCGGAUACUGAGGAGACAGCCUCUUCCCCACAUCCCGCCCUUACGAAACAGACAACUAUGUCGUCGAGUCAACAGCCAAGAACGCCUUCUGCAACGCAAAAAGGACCGCGGCAGCAGCUGAGGACGAUGCUCGCUACCUUUGCUGGUCCUGCAGCGAGUCAAAAGAAACGAGCGGUUUCAGAGGAAGGGGAGGAUGAACUUCAAUCUAGUGAGGAGGAGGAGGAAAAUGGAGAUGGACAGCAACAUAUAGAGGUCGACGAUGAAACCCAAUCUUCUCAGCUCAUUGAUUUGAGCAUGGAUAAUGACUCGGACGAUGAUGAAGAAACGACUCCAUUCAACCCAUCCACUCCUACCCGUGCUAGCGCACCAGUCCUCCGCCCAGAAGUUGUCCGCACUCUUGACGAAGAUGGGACGGGAGAGAUGGUCUUGCGAGUCGAGCUCGAUAACGUCAUAGCUCGCUGGGAGAGGUUAAAGAUGGAGUUGCAGAAUAAUGGGGAACAGGACGUUAUGCCCAACAUUACCAAUCCACACGAAAUCCUGAAAGCAGCUGGACUCGGCAGUGGAGCCGCUGACAUCGAUUUCGCUGCUCAAGCACUUUCGCGGACGAUCAACAAGUCUGACUUUGCUUCGAUGGACAUUCUCGGGCAGUUCAAUCUUGGCUUCGUGGUCGUUCGACGGCAAGUUGCUGCAAGUGCGGAGUCUCCGGCGAUGGACGACCUGUUUAUCGUUGAUCAACAUGCUGCUGACGAAAAGUACAAUUUCGAGACUUUGCAGCAAACGACGCGGAUCAAGUCGCAGAAGCUAUUUAGACCACGACCGCUGGAAUUGACGGCAAGUGACGAGAUGCUUGCGUUGGAGAAAAUCGAGGUGUUGCGGCAGAAUGGGUUUGAGGUCGAGGUUCAGACGGAGGCUGUCGAACUUGGGGAUGAAGAAGAAGCGGUGGAGACGCCAGCAACGACUCCUAAGCUGGCACCUCGAGGAGCUGAUUCACCGUAUGCGGGACGCCCCCGCCGGCACGACUCCUCGCUGCGCGAAAGCCCGAGCAAUGUUUGCCAUGCGGGCCUGUCGGAAAAGUGUGAUGAUUGGGAUGCCGCUGACCGUGUCGCAAAUGACCUCGGUUGUGCGACAUAUGGGGACGAUGGACCAGCCGUGGAACUGCCCUCAUGGGCGACCGACAAUGCGCCAUCUGGUGGAUAUUCAGCCGAGUAAUUUAGUGCGGAAAAGGGGCGUGAAUUGGGAGGAUUUUUCUUGA